AUGACUCUGAGCUGUAGCCCGGAAGUAGUGAUGUCGACUCUUUGCGGAUCAUUCUGGGAACUCGAAGUUCCUUGUAAUCUCGUCGGUCCCUGGUUGCAUCCGCUUCUUAACGAGGUACUAAGUGGAACUUCCGGCACGGUUGACUAUGAUUACGAAGUGCUUGCUUUAAUGGGUGCUAUACGUCGACCAAAUAUCAGUGCUCUCUGGAUUGGGGCGGCGACAAGCGGGUUAGCCCCAAAAAUCAUUCAAAAGGUGAGAAGAGGCAGGCCUCCUCUUGACGCACUUGCCUUUCCCUGGACUGGUUGUCCUCAAAGCUUUAUGGAUACUGCAGGCUUAGGUCUAUAUACUUGUGUGGAUGCAGAAUACAUUUCAAGGCUAGACGUAUGGCGCUUGCUCCAUCUCCCUCAAAAGGAGGGCGACGGCUUAUGCUAUCGCAACAGACCCUGCACACCAUGGGCACCCUGUGGAGCCUCUAAAACAAAAGAUUGCGCCCUUCGCGUGACCUUACACUUAAGAUGCAAUCGACAUGAGUACCAUUACGACCAUUGGAACUGGGACCUAGAAGAAGAUGCUGUUUUUCAGGAUCCUGGAUUUUCAACAACAACUAUUUCAACGACCACCGAAUAUCCUACCGACAUCUUGGAUAUCAAGGAACCCAUAAAUUUUCAGAAGAAGGAACUUGAUCAAAUGGCCUCUCAAGAAGCUUCACUGGAUAUCUUCCGUUGGUUCUUUAUCAAUGGGGAGGGUAUACCUCCAGAGACCAUAUAUGAAGACGAUUGGCUUAAAGAAAUAUGGGAUGAAGACGAAAGUGGCGAGGAAGCUGAUGAGGCUGGUGAUCAAGACUCGCAGGGGCUUGCUGCUACAAGUAGAGAUCGGGUGGAAACCUGGCUUAGUUCAGUCGCCUAA
Molecule: messenger RNA, 906 nt
Organism: Penicillium verrucosum
Lineage: Eukaryota; Fungi; Ascomycota; Eurotiomycetes; Eurotiales; Aspergillaceae
Exons: 1
Coding region: 1-906 (301 amino acids)
Source: RefSeq, a predicted model, not a curated record